AUGUUUCCAUUCAUGAUUCAAGCCAUUCUUAAAGAGGAAGAGGAGGUCGUCGGAGAGAGACCCCAGUGCAGGAAACUUGCUGAUAUUCCUGCGUUUGCAAAACUCGCCAGAAACCGCCAUCUCCGCCGCCUGAAAUCUGCAACUGAGAUGGCUUCAUCUUCAGGACAGAAUAGGGUCAUUCAUUCAGGACCAGAUGAUCCUUCAUUAUUGCGGUUACAGAAUAUUCAUGUGUCUGAACAUAUUUGGGAUGGUCGGGAUCAUCCUAUUUUGAAGGUUAGGAAGAGUCAAUUUAUUCCAGCUGGUUUGGAUGGUGUUCCAGAGGAGAUUCUUCCACAUUUAGAGCUUGCAGGAUUUACUGAGAUUGCUCACGUAUGUCAGUUCCCAUUAGACCUCUCGUUGAUCACUGCAUUAGUAGAGAGAUGGAGGCCAGAGAUACACACUUUUCACUUGCCUCCAGGCGAGUGUACGAUCACUUUGCAGGAUGUAUCUGUGUUGUUAGGUUUACGAAUUGAUGGAAGACCUGUGAUAGCACCUAUUGGAGUUAAUUAUGCUGAUAUUGUUGAGGAGAGCCUAGGGAUUAGACCAUCACGUGCAGAUUUUGUUGGUAGCUUCUUAAAGACGAGUUGGCUAGACCAACAUUUUACCCAUGUGGCGAUGCAUGCACAGAAUCCUUUACAGAUCACUAGAUUUGCUAGGGCUUAUAUGUUGCGGUUGAUUGGGGGUUUUAUGUUGAGUGAUCACUCCAGCAGUAGAGUCUCAGUGAGGUACUUACCUUUACUUGAGGAUUUUGCUGUCACUAGUGAAUAUAGUUGGGGGUCUGCAGUAUUAGGAUAUUUGUAUAGAGAGUUGUGUAUGGCCACCAACAUUGAUCGGCAUGGUUUAGGUGAAUUAGCUGCAUUACUUGUGAUGUGGGCAUGGGAUAGGUUUCCAUUUCUAGGUCUUGGAAACCCGCUUCACACACGACUCCAUCUUCCAUAUGCUACUAGGUAA
Messenger RNA from Abrus precatorius (Indian licorice), 990 nucleotides. RefSeq names its product serine/threonine-protein phosphatase 7 long form homolog. Gene Ontology annotation, biological process: meristem development; meristem maintenance. Lineage: Eukaryota; Viridiplantae; Streptophyta; Magnoliopsida; Fabales; Fabaceae. The record is from RefSeq and is a predicted model, not a curated record. The transcript has 3 exons. Bases 1 to 990 code for a protein of 329 amino acids.